GAUUUCAUUUCAUCAUCUCAUUGCAAACCUUGGCACUACUUUGCAAUACACCAUAAUUUCUCCAUCUUCUUGGCCUCAAUGUUUCUCCUUGUUCUCCUAUUGAUCACACCUUCUACCAAUGCAAAAUGUUCGUUUCCGGCAAUCUUCAACUUUGGGGACUCAAACUCAGAUACCGGAGGUUUCUGGGCUGCCUUCCCGGCUGAAAGGUACCCGUUUGGUAUGACAUACUUCAAGAAACCAUCUGGUCGUGCUUCCGACGGCCGCCUUGUCAUCGAUUUCUUAGCUCAAGGUCUUGGAAUGCCAUUUAUAAGCCCUUAUCUGCAAUCCAUUGGGACCAACUUCAGACAUGGAGCUAACUUUGCAACACUUGCUUCCACUGUGUUACUCCCAAACACCUCUCUUUUUGUUAGUGGAAUCAGUCCUUUCUCUUUAGCUAUUCAACUUAACCAGAUGAAGGAGUUCCGGACUAGAGUCCUUGAAAUCAAUCCUCAAGGUAAUAAUCAUCGUCUUCCACCAAAGGACAUCUUCAGUAAAUCACUCUACAUCUUUGACAUUGGCCAGAAUGACUUCACUGGCAACUUGGCAGCCCUUGGCAUCCUAGAUGUCAAACAAUACCUCCCUCAAGUUGCCUCACAGAUUGCAUAUACAAUUAAGGACAUAUACAGUGAGCUUGGAGGAAGAACUUUCAUGGUGUUCAACCUUGCACCAAUAGGAUGCUUCCCUGCUUUCCUCACAGAGUUACCUCACAACACCUCAGACUUGGACAUGUAUGGCUGCAUGAUGUCCUACAACAAUGCAGUGCUGGACUACAACCUUAUGCUGAAGGACACACUCUCCCAUAUAAGUGAUCAACUCCCUGAUGCUACCCUUGUUUAUGUUGACACUCACUCUGUUAAGCUUAAGCUCUUUCAACACCCCAAAGAUCACGGGUUACUUUAUGGGACUAAAGCUUGUUGUGGUUAUGGAGGUGGAGAGUAUAAUUUCAAUAGAAAAGUAUAUUGUGGGAAUAGCAAGAUAAUUGAUGGGAAACAUGUUACUGCAAAUGCUUGUAAAGACCCAGACAAGUAUGUGAGCUGGGAUGGGAUUCAUGCAACUGAAGCAGCUAACAAACUUGUGGCAUGGGCUGUGUUAAAUGGAUCCAUUUCAGACCCUGUCUUUCCUUUGUUCUAAGUUCUGCGGCCAGAAACCAAUUAAGUAUUAAUGAAAUCAGUGUAAACGCAGAAGCUGUAUCUAUCAAGUUAUUUUCAUAUUACUUGAAUAAUAAAAGGUCUGAUUAUGCACAUGUGUCCUUUGUGAUGUUUAUGAUUGUGUUAUUUUUCUGGAGAAAUAUUAUGGCAUAUCUCGAGUUAGUUUA
Messenger RNA from Dioscorea cayenensis subsp. rotundata (Guinea yam), 1354 nucleotides. Its product is annotated as GDSL esterase/lipase At4g01130-like. Gene Ontology annotation, molecular function: hydrolase activity, acting on ester bonds. The transcript is spliced from 5 exons. The record is from RefSeq and is a predicted model, not a curated record. Lineage: Eukaryota; Viridiplantae; Streptophyta; Magnoliopsida; Dioscoreales; Dioscoreaceae. The coding region runs from base 79 to 1170 and encodes 363 amino acids.